This is a messenger RNA of Gryllus bimaculatus (two-spotted cricket), 204 nucleotides long. The record is from the annotation of a GenBank genome assembly. NCBI's taxonomy places the organism in Eukaryota, Metazoa, Arthropoda, Insecta, Orthoptera, Gryllidae.
AUGGGCCAAAAGCGCGUUUCCCUGCACACUGUCGAAACUCAGGGGACAUUCUUGCAAUUCCUCGUGAAUGUCUGUCGAGUUUCUCGCAAUGAUGUGCGACACCGGUGCUUACGUGUUUUCAACGCGUCGUCCGUGGAAAAGCAAACAAGGUGGUGCGACGGACUUGCUGAAGAUGUACCGGCAGUCAAUAACGUUAAUAUAUAA